UUUUCUGUAGGAUUUUUUUCUAACCGUUGGGUCCAGAAAGAGCGAAGCAACGGGGCAAUUCCGUGAGGAGGAACGGGAGCCGAAAAUAACGGGAAAGAAGGAGCGAAACAGAAAACUCUGAGGGGGAAAACAGGACGAGACUGGAAAAUAAACCCCAGCAAGGCGAAGAGGGUCCCGAGUCGUGUAAUUUACGUUACACAUUGACAGUUUGAAUUCUCAACCGUCGUUUUUCGCUCGGCUGCAGGGAAGGAAUCGUCAUGACGACCGAAAUGCAGGAGAUCGCCAUCACGGAGGACAAGCCUUUGCUUACGGGUCAGCCGGACGCAGUGAAGGAGGCUGAGAUUGCAGCCAGAAUACUGCUGGACCAGGGGCAGGAGCACAGUAUCGAGACUCCCCAUGGUUUGCUCCACGUUACGGUGCAUGGGACAGGAAACACCCGUAGACCGGCCAUACUGACCUUCCACGAUGUAGGAAUGGAGAGUAAGAGUUGCUUCUCCACUUUCUUCAAGUUUGAGGAGAUGCAGGAGAUUGUGAAGAACUUCACCGUAGUCCAUGUGGAUGCACCAGGACAAGAGGAGGGUGCUGCCCCCUACCCUCUGGGGUACCAGUAUGCCUCCAUGGAUCAGCUUGCAGAGAUGAUUCCAGCCGUCCUGCAGUACUUCAAUUUCCGCUCUGUGAUUGGAGUGGGAGUUGGAGCAGGAGCUUAUGUCCUUUCAAGAUUCACACUGAGUAAUCCAGACUCUGUUGAAGGUCUUGUUCUGGUCAACAUUGACCCAAAUGCUCGUGGCUGGAUGGACUGGGCAGCCCAAAAGAUCAGCACGCUGACGUCCUCUCUCACCGAGCAGAUGCUCAGUCACCUCUUCAGUCAGGAGGAAACUUCGGGCAACACAGAGCUCGUUCAGUCGCACAGAGAGAGAAUCUCUAAAGCCCCCAACCUCUCCAACAUCGAGCUCUUCUGGAAGAGCUACAACAGUCGCAGGGAUCUGAACAUUGACCGCAACAGCACCCUCAAAUGUCCCGUCAUGCUGGUGGUAGGGGACCAGGCGCCGUAUGAGGAUGCUGCAGUGGAGUGCAACAGCAAACUGGACCCAACUACAACCUCGUUCCUGAAGGUAGAGCCGAUCAGAAGAGCGUUACCUGUUGACGUGGGCGGGCGGGGCACAAGGUGUCGCUAUAGGAACGCGCCUUCAGGAAAGAACACAGUUACAGCGCCUAAAUACCAGAUGACGACAUUGACUCCUCUCCGUUUUCCAUUUCUAGAUAGAGUCUCUACCAAAAAAAGGGAAAAGGGGGUCGGCUAUAGUUGUCCGAGUUGUCCGGAGCCGAGUGAAUGUAAACGCUCGUCCUCUUUUUUUUUUUUUUUUAAUCAUUUGACUCCUUUUCUCUGCAGCCACGCCCUUUUUUAAUCUUUUCUUUCUGAUGUGCUAGGUUACUGUCUUAGUGUUCUCACAGGUUAGACAUCCGUGUGCUAGUUGUUGUGUAACCUUUUCUAGCAUUAGUACUUAAAAAAAAGGGGGAUAUUAAUAUUAUUAACAAAAAAAAGUUUAAAAAUGUAUAACGAUACAAUCAAAAUUCCAUGUGUGGCUAAUUCUGUGUAAUACGAUGAACAGCUGAAACAAAUAUUAAUAAAAGGGAUACAAAUCA
Molecule: messenger RNA, 1644 nt
Organism: Pygocentrus nattereri (red-bellied piranha)
Lineage: Eukaryota; Metazoa; Chordata; Actinopteri; Characiformes; Serrasalmidae
Gene: ndrg2
Product: NDRG family member 2
Exons: 14
Coding region: 258-1406 (382 amino acids)
Biological process (GO): signal transduction
Cellular component (GO): cytoplasm
Source: RefSeq, a predicted model, not a curated record